UCUCGCAAGCGGAAAUUGCAAGAUCCGCAGCUCCACCAUUGUGCAGUCUCUCAACGUCUUCAAACGCAUCAAUCAAUCUUGAAUAUGACAAGGGCAUUGUCGUGUGCUCCGUUGGUGGCAUUGGUUGGCGUGCUGGUUUGGCCUCUGUGUUGUUAUAGCCGUCACUUGGCCGACCUUCCAGUCGACCCCUUUGUCCAUGUGGCCGAUACUGAAUGUGGGAAAGAGAAAACGCGUUGCGUCACGUCGGCGGCCUCUGCUCAGUUUGGAUGUUGCGCGAUGCGCAAUGCUACUUGCUGCACGGAUGGAAUACACUGCUGUCCGCGUGGAUUCGAUUGCGGGAUGAAAAACGGGUUUGUAAAAUGCUUUCCAGGGGCUUCCGGUUUGUUUCCGGUUUUGCCGGUAAACAGUGUUAAUUGCUUGGGUGGUGGGACUUGUCCGGAUGGGGAGACUUGUUGUUCGUUAGGAAAGAACGGUGAGGGCUGCUGCCCGCUUGAAAAUGCCGUUUGCUGCUCUGAUCGUCAGCAUUGCUGUCCAAGUGGGUACACGUGUGAUGAUGACAAUGGUUUGUGUUUAAACUCAAACGAGAUCGAAAUGCGAUAUGUUCGUGUCAGGUCGGAUGACGUUUCUGUGAGAGAUGUGACAUGCCCAGAUGGUGAUACUUGUGAGGAUGGUAACACUUGUUGUAGUCUUGGAACUGGUGAUUAUGGCUGCUGUCCUCUUCCAAAUGCAGUCUGUUGUUCUGAUCACUUGCAUUGCUGUCCCAGUGGAACAACCUGUGAUACAACUAGUAACACAUGCCUGGAGUCUCCCAUAAAAUUUAUUGAUAUCAAAUCUAGUGACAUUUCAGUGACAGACGUGACAUGCCCAGAUGGUGAUACUUGUGAGGAUGGUAACACUUGUUGUAGUCUUGGAACUGGUGAUUAUGGCUGCUGUCCUCUUCCGAAUGCAGUCUGUUGUUCUGAUCACUUGCAUUGCUGUCCCAGUGGAACAACCUGUGAUACAACUAGUAACACAUGCCUGGAGUCUCCCAUAAAAUUUAUUGAUAUCAAAUCUAGUGACAUUUCUGUGACAGUCGUGACAUGCCCAGAUGGUGAUACUUGUGAGGAUGGUAACACUUGUUGUAGUCUUGGAACUGGUGAUUAUGGCUGCUGUCCUCUUCCGAAUGCAGUCUGUUGUUCUGAUCACUUGCAUUGCUGUCCCAGUGGAACAACCUGUGAUACAACUAGUAACACAUGCCUGGAGUCUCCCAUAAAAUUUAUUGAUAUCAAAUCUAGUGACGUUUCAGUGACAGUCGUGACAUGCCCAGAUGGUGAUACUUGUGAGGAUGGUAACACUUGUUGUAGUCUUGGAACUGGUGAUUAUGGCUGCUGUCCUCUUCCGAAUGCAGUCUGUUGUUCUGAUCACUUGCAUUGCUGUCCCAGUGGAACAACCUGUGAUACAACUAGUAACACAUGCCUGGAGUCUCCCAUAAAAUUUAUUGAUAUCAAAUCUAGUGACAUUUCUGUGACAGUCGUGACAUGCCCAGAUGGUGAUACUUGUGAGGAUGGUAACACUUGUUGUAGUCUUGGAACUGGUGAUUAUGGCUGCUGUCCUCUUCCAAAUGCAGUCUGUUGUUCUGAUCACUUGCAUUGCUGUCCCAGUGGAACAACCUGUGAUACAACUAGUAACACAUGCCUGGAGUCUCCCAUAAAAUUUAUUGAUAUCAAAUCUAGUGACAUUUCUGUGACAGUCGUGACAUGCCCAGAUGGUGAUACUUGUGAGGAUGGUAACACUUGUUGUAGUCUUGGAACUGGUGAUUAUGGCUGCUGUCCUCUUCCAAAUGCAGUCUGUUGUUCUGAUCACUUGCAUUGCUGUCCCAAUGGAACAACCUGUGAUACAACUAGUAACACAUGCCUGGAGUCUGGCAUAAAAUUUAUUGAUAUCAAAUCUAGUGACGUUUCUGUGACAGUAGUGACAUGCCCAGAUGGUGGUACUUGUGAGGAUGGUAACACUUGUUGUAGUCUUGGAACUGGUGAUUAUGGCUGUUGUCCUCUUCCGAAUGCAGUCUGUUGUUCUGAUCACUUACAUUGCUGUCCCAGUGGAACAACCUGUGAUACAACUAGUAACACAUGCCUGGAGUCUGGCAUAAAAUUUAUUGAUAUCAAAUCUAGUGACGUUUCAGUGACAGUCGUGACAUGCCCAGAUGGUGAUACUUGUGAGGAUGGUAACACUUGUUGUAGUCUUGGAACUGGUGAUUAUGGCUGCUGUCCUCUUCCAAAUGCAGUCUGUUGUUCUGAUCACUUGCAUUGCUGUCCCAAUGGAACAACCUGUGAUACAACUAGUAACACAUGCCUGGAGUCUGGCAUAAAAUUUAUUGAUAUCAAAUCUAGUGACGUUUCUGUGACAGUAGUGACAUGCCCAGAUGGUGGUACUUGUGAGGAUGGUAACACUUGUUGUAGUCUUGGAACUGGUGAUUAUGGCUGUUGUCCUCUUCCGAAUGCAGUCUGUUGUUCUGAUCACUUACAUUGCUGUCCCAGUGGAACAACCUGUGAUACAACUAGUAACACAUGCCUGGAGUCUGGCAUAAAAUUUAUUGAUAUCAAAUCUAGUGACGUUUCAGUGACAGACGUGCCAUGCCCAGAUGGUGAUACUUGUGAGGAUGGUAACACUUGUUGUAGUCUUGGAAAUGGUGAUUAUGGCUGUUGUCCUCUUCCAAAUGCAGUUUGUUGUUCUGAUCAUGUGCAUUGCUGUCCGGAAGGUUACACAUGUGAAGUAUCUACAGGAGAGUGUCUGAGGUCGGUUACAUCAGAUGCACAACUUGUUCAAGUCAAAUCCACUGACGUUUCUGUUAAAGAUGUGACAUGCCAAGAUGGCAGCGAGUGUUCUGACGGCCAAACUUGUUGUAGCGUUGGAGAUAGUCGUUAUGGCUGUUGUCCUUAUCCAAAUGCAGUCUGUUGUUCUGAUCAUGAAUACUGUUGUCCUAGUGGUUCUACAUGUCUAUCUGGUGGCUACUGUGCAUCAGGGUCUGUACGUGCACUUGAGGAUACGCGUUUGCAUGGGAGUAAGAUUGGACUCAAAGCAGGAAUUUCAUGCCCGAAUGGCAUCGUUUGCAAACGCAGCCAAUCUUGUUGUUCAGUUGGCAACGAUAUGUAUGGCUGCUGUCCAUAUCCGAGUGCCGCGUGCUGUUCUGAUGGAAAGCAUUGCUGUCCAAGUGGCUACACGUGUGACCUCACACGUCACGGUAGUGGAAUUUGCCAACGAGUUCUCACCACAAGUGUUGCUCUUCAAGCAGUCCGGUCGACAACUUCCGUUUAUUGUCCAGAUGGUGAGUUCUGUGCCCAAGGUAGCACAUGCUGUCAGGAAGCUGACAAAAAAUAUGGCUGCUGCCCACUUGCCAAUGCAGUUUGUUGCUCAGAUCGCUUACAUUGCUGUCCACAAGGUUACAAAUGUGACAGCAGUGGAAUGUGCGUUAAGACAUCGGAGGUGGUGGUACUGGCUGGAUCGCAUGCGUCGACUCCUUCCUACUGUCCUGAUGGUUCUGUGUGUCCGGCUAAUUACGGAUGUUGUCCACACGCAAAGAGUGAACAUUACCGUUGUUGUUCGUAUGGACAGUCUGCUGUGUGUUGCUCAGACGGACGUCAUUGCUGUCCCGCUCGUCAUACCUGUGACAUCAAAAACAAUAUUUGUACUCCUAACGAUGAGGUUUUCGCUGCUGUAGCUCUUCAGGUUAUAGAUACACACACAACGACUUGUCCGGAUGGGAGAAAGUGUCCGGCUGGUGUCACAUGUUGUCCAACAAACGGCCUAGGUAGAUCAUAUGGUUGCUGUGGCGACGGUGCACAUGCUACAUGUUGCUCAGACUACGUCCACUGUUGCCCUCAUGGUUUCAAGUGUGAUCUAUCAAACGGUGUCUGUCGUCCUCCCAACGCACUCGAAAUGGAAAAAUCGUUGAUCGUGUUGCAGCCACGUUUGAAGUAUGAUGAGGAUUGCUCUCACAAUGGCACCUAUUGCGUGAUGAGUGAUGGACGAUAUGGUUGCUGUGAGGGUGGACAUGAUGCCAUAUGCUGUCCGGAUCGUAUGCAUUGCUGUCCACGUGGACAUCGAUGUGUGGGACACGGAUUGUGUGCUCGAGUGGGCGAUGUUGUUCAGAUGGCUGAGACUGUUGCGUCUCGUUCUGUGGAUGCUCGAGUGAUUGAUGAUGUUGUUAAGUUUGAGGAUGCGGAUGAGCUGUAGGUGUUGUUGGCUGUAGUGGAUUGGAGUAGUUGCCACUUGGUGUGGUGUUUGACUGCUGAGCUGUGUUGAGCUGUGUGUUAGCUUGUGCUGUGUUUGGAAAUGAAUGUUGAUGUGAUGG
Molecule: messenger RNA, 4330 nt
Organism: Corticium candelabrum
Lineage: Eukaryota; Metazoa; Porifera; Homoscleromorpha; Homosclerophorida; Plakinidae
Product: neurogenic locus notch homolog protein 1-like
Exons: 2
Coding region: 85-4212 (1375 amino acids)
Cellular component (GO): extracellular region
Source: RefSeq, a predicted model, not a curated record